This is a messenger RNA of Terrapene triunguis (Three-toed box turtle), 3065 nucleotides long. RefSeq lists its product as uncharacterized. The transcript has 2 exons. The record is from RefSeq and is a predicted model, not a curated record. The coding region runs from base 1215 to 2309 and encodes 364 amino acids. NCBI's taxonomy places the organism in Eukaryota, Metazoa, Chordata, Testudines, Emydidae.
CGCCGGGACUCAUUGUACCUCCCGGUACCCAGCAAACCCAAGGCUACGGAACCCCGUGGCAGGGGCAAUGGUGCCAGGGGGCACCGGGCCUGUUGCCAGGGAGACCCCCUGACCAAUAAAGUUUGUGUUCUGCAACCGAUUGUCUGCCUUCCUCAGAGCAUGGUCCCGCAUAACGUUGGACCAAUGGGUCCUCAGUACCAUUUCCAAGGGAUACGUGUUGCAGUUCACUUCUCCCCCUCCACGCCACCUGCCCAUCACCUGGGGCUUGGGGGAUCCCGAGCACGCCCGUCUCCUGGGCCAGGAGGUGGAUUGGCUACUCAGCCUCGGGGCGGUGGAACGUGUCCCGACACAGUUCCAGGGCAAGGGGUUUUACUCCCGUUACUUUCUCAUCCCCAAGGCGAAAGGGGGUCUCAGACCCAUCCUGGACCUGUGCAACCUGAACAGGUUUCUAACCCGUUCCAAGUUCCUCAUGGUGUCCCUGUCUUCCAUCAUCCCCUCUGUAGACCCGGGGGAUUGGUAUGCUGCCCUGGACCUCCAGGACGCUUACUUCCACGUCCACAUUUUCGAGGGGCACAGACGCUUCCUCAGAUUCGUGGUGGGGACGGGACACUACCAGUUUGUGGUCCUCCCCUUUGGCCUGUCCACAGCCCCCAAGGUAUUCAUGAAGUGCAUGGCAGUGGUGGCAGCCUACUUCAGAAAACGGGGUGCAAAUCUUUCCUUACCUGGACGACUGGCUCCUCAAGGGCGACUCUUGUCCAGAGGUGGAGUUCCACGUACGGCUACUCCUGGCCACCUGCAAAAGCCUAGGUCUAGUCGUGAAUGAGACCAAAUCUACCCUAGUACCGGUCCAGCGCAUAGAGUUCAUUGGGGCUCUCCUAGACUCCUCCAAGGCUACGGCCUCUCUUCCCCUGGUCAGGUUCGAGACCCUGAAGGCUCUCAUCACCUCGGUCUCCCAGUUCCCGGUAACCAUGGCCAGGGCAUGCCUCCGAUUCCUGGGUCACAUGGCGGCCUGCACGUAUGUGGUCUGCCAUGCCAGACUCCGGAUGAGGCCCCUCCAAAUCUGGCUAGCCUCCCAAUUCUCACAAGCCCGAGACGGCCUGGACAAGGUCCUCACAAUCCCGUCCCCGGUGCUGGCUUCCCCUCAGUGAUGGACCCUCCCGAGCAAUAUACUACAAGGGGUUCCCUUCAGAGAGGCCAGCCCAUCAGUAGAUCUGAUGUCCGAUGCUUCGGACCUAGGCUGGGGAGCCCACAUAGGAAACGUGCAGACCCAAGGGAUGUGGUCGACCCCGGACUUGUUCCUACACAUAAAUGUCAAGGAACUCAGGGCGAUACACCUGGCGUGUACAGCGUUUCUCACGCACUUCCACGGCAGGGUAGUCAGAGUACUCACGGACAACACCGCCGCCAUGUACUAUAUCAACAAGCAGGGCGGGACUCAUUCCCUAGCCCUCUGCUGGGAAGCCCUAGCCUUAUGGGAGUUUUGUAUAGCCCAUGAUAUCUCCCUACGGGCGGCUCACCUUCCAGGCGUCCGCAAUAUGCAAGCAGACCGCCUCAGCAGGGUCUUCUCCCCCCAGUACGAGUGGUCGCUCCUCUCGGAGGUCACUCAUCGGCUCUUCCAAGAGUGGGGAACUCCCCAGAUCGACCUAUUUGCAACCCGAUGGAACCAGCGUUGCCCCCAGUUCUGCUCCAGGGGAGGGGUGGGGAAGGACACGAUCUUGGACGCGUUCCUCAUGAGCUGGUCGGGCCAGCUCCUAUAUGCCUUCCCCCCGCUUCCCCUCAUCCCCAAGGUCCUGGAAAAGGUGAAAGUGGACAAGGCAAGGGUCAUUCUCAUAGCCCCAGCGUGGCCCCGCCAGCAUUGGUACGGGCCCCUCUUACGCCUCCUGGUGGCCCCCCCCGAGGGCACUACCGCUCCGUCCAGACCUCCUCUCCCAGGAAGGAGGGCGCCUCCUCCAUCCCAAUCUGGCCGCGCUCCACCUGACAGCAUGGCUGCUCCGUGGCUGAAUGAGGAGGAGAGCAGGUACUCAGAGCAGGUGAGGCGAGUCCUCCUGGAAAGCAGGAAGCCAUCCACGCGUCGAACGUAUGUAGCAAAGUGUUCCAGGUUUGCCAAGUGGUCGAGCGAGCGGGGAGUUUCCCCCUCCGCAGCUCCUCUCCAGUUCGUCCUGGAUUACCUUUUGUCCCUUAGGACCCAAGAUCUGGCACCUCGCAGCCAUAUCGGCCUUUCACUCGCCGGUGCGGGGGCACUCGGUCUUCUCCCACCCUAUGACCUCCCGUUUCCUGAAGGGCCUAGUUCAUUCGUUCCCAUAUGCUAGACCCCCGGUGCCACAAUGGGACCUCAACCUGGUCUUGUCACAUCUCACGGGGCCCUGCUUUGAGCCGCUAGUCACAUGCUCUUGGUCACACCUCUCGUGGAAGGUGGCCUUCCUCGUGGCGAUCACGUCUGCCUGACGUGUCUCCGAGCUCAGGGCCCUAACCUCGGAACCCCCCUAUACGGUUUUCCAUAGGGACAAGGUCCAGCUUCAUCCACACCCGGCAUUCCUCCCGAAGGUGGUCUCCCCUUUCCAUAUGGAGCAGAGUAUCUUUCUUCCCGUGCUCUGCCCUAAAAGCCCCACUUCUCUAAUGAGAAGCGUCGCCUCCACGUGUUAGAUGUGCGUAGAGCGUUGGCUUUUUAUCUGGAUCGGACCAAGCCGUUCCGGAAAUCCUCUCAACUCUUUGUUGCCUCGGCCGAGCGGGCAAGAGGGCAACCUAUCUCGACCCAGCGGCUUUCCCGCUGGAUUACCUCAUGCAUACGCACGUGCUAUGACCUGGCAGGGAUUCCCCCGCCACCUAUCGUUAAGGCUCACUCGAUGAGGGCUCAGGCCUCAUCAACUGCCUAUGCCGCCCAUGUCCCUAUUCAAGACAUCUGUAGGGCGGCCACGUGGGCCUCUGUUCACAUGUUUACUUCGCAUUACGCGAUCGUCUCCCAGUCUAGGGACGAUGCAGGGUUCGGCAGGGCGGUACUUCGUCCCGAACCAUCGUGAACUCCUACCCACCUCCAACAGAUACUGCUUGGAAUCACCUCCUGUGGA